AACUCUCCGCGCGUUCCUGCCUGGGCGCGUUCGCCGUCCCGGCCUCGGGAGAAUUAACCCGCCUCGCCGCAGGGCGCUGAAGUUCGGGACGUCACCGGCCGGGGCGCGGCCCGCCCGCACUGUCCGGAGCCGCUGCAUCCCGCGUGCGGACCCGCUCACUCACAAACGCAGGAGGAGGGGAUUCCCCGGACAGCCGGCGGGACGGGACGGGUGUUUCCGUACAGGGGCCAAAGGGGAAGAGAAGAGGGAGACGCAGAAGCGAAAUCGCUCGGCACACCUCCCCUGGCUCUGCCUCCACCGGGGUCCUUCCCCGCCCCGCACCCUUUGGUGCCGGUUUUCCCCCCGGGGGGCUCCGCUCCGUGCCCGAGCUUCGGCCGUCGGGCUCCCCGCGCCCGGCGCGGUCACGCGCGGCUCCCGCUCGCGGUGACGUCACCGCCCCUCUCCCGCUCCGCCGCUCCCGCCGGCGGCCGCAGCCCGCGGGUGCGGGGCGGUGCGGGGCGCUGCGGGCCGGGGCUCCGCGCUCACGGGGCUCCGCGACGCGGGCGGCGGCGCCGCGCUGUGGUGGCCGCUUGGCGCCGCCUCUUCUCUCCGUCCCUCCUUCCCGCCCGCGCCGCGCUGCCCCAUGUUCGGGUUGGAGAAGCCGGCGGGGCAGCAGAAGCCGGGCAGGAGCGGUGGGCUGCCGAAGAUGGCGUCCGUGGGGGAUUUUAACGUGCUCAGCUCCAGCAUCCCGGCCACCAAGGUGGAGCUCUCCGUGUCCUGCAGAAAUCUUUUGGACAGAGAUACGUUUUCUAAAUCUGAUCCAAUCUGUGUUUUGUACACACAAGCAAUUGGAAACAAAGAAUGGCGAGAGUUUGGAAGAACAGAGGUAAUUGAUAAUACUUUAAAUCCAGAUUUUGUAAGAAAAUUUAUAAUGGACUACUUCUUUGAAGAAAGAGAGAAUCUGCGAUUUGAUUUCUAUGAUGUUGACUCGAAGAGUCCUAACCUGUCAAAACAUGAUUUUUUGGGACAAAUGUUUUGUACACUGGGAGAAAUAGUUGGAUCACAGGGGAGCAGACUGGAAAAAUCAAUUGUGGGAAUUCCUGGGAAGAAAUGUGGAACAGUCAUAGUAACAGCAGAGGAACUAGGCUGUUGCCGAGAUUCAGUUUUAAUGCAAUUUUGUGCAAACAAACUAGACAAGAAGGACUUCUUCGGGAAAUCUGAUCCUUUCCUUGUAUUUCUUCGAAGCAAUGAAGAUGGCAGUUUUACAAUCUGCCACAAAACAGAAGUUGUAAAAAAUACAUUAAAUCCAGUGUGGCAGGCAUUCAAGAUAUCUGUCAGAGCAUUGUGCAAUGGAGACUAUGACCGGACAAUUAAAGUAGAAGUGUAUGACUGGGAUAGAGAUGGAAGCCAUGAUUUCAUUGGAGAAUUCACAACAAGUUACAGAGAGCUGUCCAGAGGGCAAUCUCAGUUCAACGUGUAUGAGGUAAUAAAUCCAAAGAAAAAAGGAAAAAAGAAAAAAUACGUUAAUUCUGGAACAGUGACAUUGCUUUCCUUCCUAAUUGAAACAGAAGUUUCAUUCCUUGACUAUAUUAAAGGCGGAACCCAAAUCAAUUUCACAGUCGCUAUUGAUUUCACAGCCUCAAAUGGUAACCCUUCACAGCCGACUUCACUGCACUACAUGAAUCCCUAUCAGCUGAAUGCUUAUGGCAUGGCACUGAAAGCUGUUGGUGAAAUAAUUCAGGACUAUGAUAGUGAUAAAAUGUUCCCAGCUCUAGGUUUUGGAGCUAGGCUGCCUCCUGAUGGAAGGGUAUCACAUGAAUUUGCACUGAAUGGAAACCCUCAAAAUCCAUACUGCCAUGGAAUUGAUGGUGUAAUGGAGGCAUAUUACAGGAGUCUAAAAUCUGUACAGCUUUAUGGACCAACAAACUUUGCUCCUGUAAUUAAUCAUGUAGCCAGAUAUGCUGCUUCAGUAAAAGAUGGCUCCCAGUAUUUUGUUCUUCUGAUUAUUACAGAUGGAGUUAUUUCUGAUAUGGCUCAGACAAAAGAAUCCAUAGUGAAUGCUUCAAAGCUUCCAAUGUCCAUAAUUAUAGUGGGGGUAGGACCAGCAGAGUUUGAUGCUAUGGAAGAACUGGAUGGAGAUGUAGUCAGGAUUUCUUCAAGAGGAAAAUUUGCAGAAAGAGACAUUGUGCAGUUUGUGCCAUUCCGAGAUUACAUUGACAGAAGUGGUAACCACGUGUUAAGCAUGGCAAGACUUGCUAAAGAUGUUUUGGCUGAAAUUCCAGAGCAGUUUCUGUCCUACAUGAGAGUCAGAGGAAUAAAGCCAUUACCUGCACCACCACCCUAUACACCUCCAAUUCACGUGUUGCAGACUCAGAUAUGACUGCUCUGAAGCAUUUAUCACAAGUCUCUGGAUGCAGCAGUAGCUUCUGAUAAUUUUUUGGAGCUAGAAAAAUUCUCUUUACAUACCAAAAUUCUCCUAUAGUUGCAUAGCAACUGGAAAGCUUUUAAAUGCUAAGAGUAAAAUGUUGAUGAUCUGAGUCUUUUUUUCUUUUUUUUUUUUUUUUUUUACAAAGCAUCCUACUUUUUUGAUGUAUUUAUUGGAGGGGGAAAGCACAAGUCAGGUUUUCAACUCAGAAGAUAGUGUCCUCUCUGAAUACUGUGUGUAUAUAAAUGUAUAGGAAUGCUAUUACUCUGUAUCAAUGUUUACAUGUUACUAUUUUUAAAUUUCAGUACUUUUAUAACUAUUCUUAAGAAUAAAAGUUUGGAAUAUUGAUUCACAUGUCUUCUAGCUUGCAAUAGUUUGUCACAAGAUAACAAGAGAAGCAAUAUCUCUUUGAAUGUUUGUCCAGGCAAAUACAAAUGAAAGCUAAGAAAAGGACAAAUAUAUCUAUGUGUUUUCAAGUAACUGAAUUGCUUCAGUCAGUGCUCAGUAAUCCAUUCAUCUCACAGUUUCAGAAUAAACUCCUGAAAUGUGAAUAAUAUAAUUGCAUAUGACUUGUAACUAACUCCAAACUCUGAGGGGGAGGUGUGUGUAUUUUUUCAGAGAUUCUCCAAUUUCUAAGUUUAUCUAAGUUUACAGAUUUUUAAACUAGCUACUGAAACAAAUUAGAAUAGUUACUUGCUUUAAUUAAUUAAAGAAAAUUACCUCAAUUCAGAACUAUCAGAGUAUUAUAGUUGAGUCAUCGAGCUCAUUAAAUCAUAUCAUGCAUCCCUUAAAGCACUAGAAAUUUUGCAUCAGAAAUGUCUUUUGAAGUGAUUACAGCAGAUGUUUUAUAAUGGAUCAUUUUAAACUUUAAAAAUUUAAAAUCAUAACCUUUUUUUGUCUAGAUUACCCGUUCAAAGGGAUGCUGACUCUUAAUACUUGGGUUUAAUAUUGUCAUUUAAUCACAUUUUCAUUCAGGGUGCAUGAAUGAUAAUGUUAAUUAACUGGUUUAAAAAUUGCACAACUAUGUUGCUUUGUGCACAAUUUUGUGUACAGAACUACCCAAAAAAUUUUAGUAUAUGCCUGUUCGUAUAUAAUUAUAAAAUGGUUUUGCAUGUAUAUUUUGUACAAAAUACACGGUUUUGUGAGUUUGUGUCAGAUACAUUUUAUUUAGAACUAAUGGCCUUAAAUUUCACAAAAUUCCUGAAAUGAUUUUGAAUUGCCUUCAAAUACUGUUAAAACUGAACAUUUUAAUUUUUUUGUGUCACAGUUGUAACUGUCUUGUAUAUGUAACAUUUUUUCUUUGCAUAUGACCUGUUUACUACUUCUGUUUCUUACUACUGAAUGUUGUAAUGUACAGUAUAAAACUAAGGUGCAUUUUUUAAGCAUGAGAAGUUUUUUGCCAGAAAGCAUAUCUUCAAUAUUAAUGACAUAUAACUAUGUAAAUGCAGAAUCUUCCAUUUUUAAAUAUAUUUAACUUCCUUUAACUAUUUCAUGUGGGAAAUUACAUUUUCCAAAUAAUUAUUCUGUUAGUAAAAAAAAAAUAAUUUUUUUUUGUAAAAUAAAGAUCUUGUUUUAUUUUUAUUUCAAAACAGUUUUUACAUAAAUAUGGACUUUAAUUUUCUCACCAGAAUAUGUAUUUCUUAGUGGAUUGAUGUUGCAUGAAUGAAAUUUGAUACUUGGCAACUACAAAUUUUGAUGAAAGUGCAUCAUAAAGAGUAAGUUUAAAUCUA
Molecule: messenger RNA, 4134 nt
Organism: Pseudopipra pipra
Lineage: Eukaryota; Metazoa; Chordata; Aves; Passeriformes; Pipridae
Gene: CPNE8
Product: copine 8
Exons: 20
Coding region: 623-2359 (578 amino acids)
Biological process (GO): cellular response to calcium ion
Cellular component (GO): plasma membrane
Molecular function (GO): calcium-dependent phospholipid binding
Source: RefSeq, a predicted model, not a curated record